AGAUGAACAAUGUCGCUGUUGUACUCUCAAUGGACAAGUCCGUUGAACCUCGGUGAUGCCGGUGACCAGCCAAAGCUUUGGCGCGGACCGCUAUAUCCGCCGACUCCCGACUCAGUCCUGCCCUUCCCGCGAUCCGGAACGGCAAGCUGGCUGCGCCUGGUCUCUAACUUUACCCUGACACUGACAUAACUCACGUCACAAUAAUUUUAGUUCUUCGCUCGGAGCAAUUCUUCUUUAUAUUCCGAAACGAUAAGAAGUAUACAUAAAGGGUGUUGGUCCGACCAUCUCCAACAUUUGCGAGAGCGAUGAUUCAUUGACGCGUUGACCAUGCCACCGACUCGAAAGGCACAUCAUAAAUCGCGCAAUGGCUGCAAUCAAUGCAAGAAAAGACACGUCAAGUGCGAUGAAGUCCGGCCACAUUGUGGAAACUGCGUGAAAAGAGAAGCGACCUGCAGCUUCUCCACAGGCGAACAAAGCCCUCCCAACGGCCAGGAGGAGCCGGAAUCACCAACAAAUGUUCCCGAAGCUCGACAGCAGGUCCUCUCUCGAGCCGAGGAGAUGGACCUGAUUCAUUUCUUCACAACAACUACCACCAAGACUGUCUGCCAUGAUCCUAAGGACUGGCACCUGUGGGAACAUGGUAUUCCAGGACUGGCCUUUCAGAACGAGUAUCUGCUUGACGCUCUAUUAGCAUUGACGUGUCUUCAUCGAUCAAGGUUGCAUCCUCUGAGACAACAAUUUUGGGUUCGAUGUGCUAUAGAAUACGAGAAUCGCGCGUUACCGGGGUUCUUCAAAGUACUGAGUGACGUGAACGACGAAACCUGCCAUGCUGCGUUUGCAUUUUCUUUUGUCACUACCCUGGUCGAAAUCGCAAUGCCUCGAGGAGACAUUGAUCCUAUUGAACAUCUAGUCGGAAUGCGCAACUACUUCAGAGGAACGGCGAUAUUAUAUCUGACCAAGUUGGAUGCACUGAGAUGUGGUGCUAUGAACUCAUUCUUUCUUGCAAAGACGAUCACCUGGGAAUACGAUCCGGAGCUCCGAAGGUCCCUCCACGACAGAGUCACCGCUUUGUACGACAUAGUCGCUGGAAGUCGGGACGAGAAAAUCUACAACGAAACGAUUGCUCUACUACUGCGACUGUUCUAUGACUCUCCGUACGCCAUCAUAAGCUUCUCGUUGCUCGUUGGACCGGACUUCUUCCAGCUGGUCUGUCAGCGAGAACCAAUGGCAGUAUUGAUUUACAUAUAUUGCGGUGUCGCAUUUAACAAUGUCAACGAAUGGAGACGUUGGAAGAUAGUCCAAUGAUGGCAUCUGCUCUUUCGUGGGCUAAACAGCAAGUCAUGAAAGUGCCAGAAUCGAAUAAAGUGAUAUUUUGGAGGAUCUUUGAUGCUGAGCAUCAAGUUGAGACAGUUGAGACUCUUCUGCAUCCAGACGAUCCCCUUCACUGUCUUC
Molecule: messenger RNA, 1452 nt
Organism: Aureobasidium subglaciale EXF-2481
Lineage: Eukaryota; Fungi; Ascomycota; Dothideomycetes; Dothideales; Saccotheciaceae
Exons: 5
Coding region: 328-1305 (325 amino acids)
Biological process (GO): regulation of transcription by RNA polymerase II
Molecular function (GO): DNA-binding transcription activator activity, RNA polymerase II-specific; zinc ion binding
Source: RefSeq, a predicted model, not a curated record